Messenger RNA from Telopea speciosissima, 1987 nucleotides. RefSeq names its product probable sulfate transporter 3.5. Lineage: Eukaryota; Viridiplantae; Streptophyta; Magnoliopsida; Proteales; Proteaceae. Gene Ontology annotation, cellular component: membrane. The transcript is spliced from 12 exons. Gene Ontology annotation, molecular function: secondary active sulfate transmembrane transporter activity. Bases 35 to 1987 code for a protein of 650 amino acids. Gene Ontology annotation, biological process: transmembrane transport. The record is from RefSeq and is a predicted model, not a curated record.
UCUCGCUCUGUGUGUGUGUGUGAAGCCAUUAGCCAUGAGUGGCUUUGGUGAGAAGGUGAACUUCCAAACUCCAAGAAGCUUUCUCACAGCAUUCAAAUCCGAUCUGAAAGAGACGUUCUUCCCCGACGAUCCAUUCCGGCAAUUCAAGAAUGAAUCAGAGCCGCUAGGUCUGACGAAGAAGGCGUUCCAAUACUUCAUUCCUGUCUUCGAAUGGCUUCCCAAUUACAAUUUCCGCCUCUUCCGCUACGACCUCCUUGCCGGAAUCACCAUUGCCAGUCUUGCUAUCCCUCAAGGGAUUAGUUACGCUAAACUCGCUAACAUUCCUCCUAUUAUCGGCCUCUAUUCGAGCUUCGUGCCUCCUCUGAUUUACGCCGUUUUCGGUAGUUCAAGGGAUCUCGCCGUGGGGACUGUUGCUGCUUCAUCAUUGCUCCUCGCUUCAAAUGUUGGAGAACUAGUAUCCGCCACGGACGACCCUGCAUUGUAUCUUGGAUUGAUUUUUACCUGUGCUUUCUUCACCGGGAUUUUUCAAUUGGCUUUAGGAAUUUUCAGAUUAGGAAUUUUGGUAGAUUUCUUGUCUCAUUCAACCAUUAUUGGAUUUAUGGGAGGAACUGCAAUCAUCAUUAUUCUGCAACAAUUAAAAGGGAUAUUUGGUUUGACGCAUUUCACGUCCAAAACCGAUUUAAUCUCUGUUAUGAUAUCAGUCUUCACCCAAAUAAAGGAGUGGAAAUGGGAAAGUGCAGUUGUAGGAACAUGCUUUCUUUUAUUUAUCCUCUUCACCAAACACCUGGUGAAGAAGAAACCAAAGCUAUUUUGGGUAUCAGCAGUAGCUCCAAUGGUGACCAUAAUAGUGGGCUGUGUUUUCGCUUAUUUAGUUCAUGGAGAGAAGCAUGGUAUUCAAACAGUGGGUCACUUGACUAAAGGAUUAAAUCCUCCAUCUCUUAAAAAAUUAAACUUUAAUUCUCAGUAUCUUGCUGUAACUGUAAAAUCUGGGAUUAUCACAGGCAUCUUGGCAUUAGCUGAAGGUAUAGCUAUAGGGAGGAGUUUUGCUGUAAUGAAAAACUACCAAACAGAUGGGAAUAAGGAGAUGAUAGCUUUUGGGAUUAUGAACAUUGUUGGUUCCCUCACUUCAUGCUACUUAACCACAGGGCCAUUUUCGAAAUCUGCAGUUAAUUACAAUGCAGGAUGUAAGACACAAAUGUCAAAUGUAGUAAUGUCUCUGUGUAUGAUGCUUACUCUAUUAGUCUUGGCUCCUCUCUUUAGCUACACCCCUCUUGUUGCUCUCUCUGCUAUUAUCAUGUCUGCAAUGUUUGGUCUCAUCAAGUACAAAACCGCUUAUCACCUUUUCAAGGUCGACAAAUUUGAUUUUUGCAUUUGUAUGGCUGCUUUCUUGGGUGUCGUCUUCAUUAGCAUGGACGUCGGCCUCAUGGUAUCAGUAGGACUUUCAAUAAUUAGAGCACUCCUAUAUGUAGCUAGGCCUGGUACUGCUAAGCUUGGGAAUAUUCCGAGAUCGAUGACGAUCUUUCGUGAUAUAGAGCAGUACCCUAGUGCAACUGAUGUCCCUGGUACUCUUAUUCUGCAACUGGGAUCUCCUAUUUACUUUGCUAAUUCUUCUUACAUUAAAGAAAAGAUUACAAGGUGGAUUGAAGAUGAACUCGACGAAAAAAACUCGAAAGGACACCAUGAUCUUCAGCAUCUUAUACUAGAUUUUGGAGGAGUUACAUCUAUUGACAUGACUGGGAUUGAAAUGUUAUUUGAAGUGCAAAAGGACAUUUCAAGGAGAGGAAUUAAGGUGGCACUAGUAAACCCUAGGGUAGCAGUGUUGGAGAAGUUGAUGAUAUCAAAAUUUAUUGAGAAAAUUGGGAAGGAAUCUGUGUCCUUAUCAAUUGAAGAGGCAAUCGAGGCAUCCCAUUUUAUGCUUAAUGAGUCAAAGAUUCCCUCAACUAGUGUGGAGAGCGAUACUUAUGUAACUGAUGAUAAUGAUCUAUAG